AUGGCGAAGUCAAAACAAAAAGGAAAAGGCCCCCGCGGCGGUCUGUCUUUCAACGAAGAUGCUCUUGCAAAGCUUACCUCGAGAAUUGACCAGGGCCUGACCAACAACGAUCAGAAGCGCAAGCGACCGCCCACGAAUGCUUCGCCUGCCCAGACGACCAAGAAGCAGCGCAGCUCUGACGCUGUCCCCGCGACGAAUGGCACCAAGACUGACCAAGAAGCUCUUCUUGCGGAAAUUCUGGCACUGGGUGGUGACGAGGACGACCUUGAGCUGAUCAACGGCGUCGAUUCUGACGAUGAGGUGGUCGGCGAGAGCAAGGCCCCAGUGGAUAAGAAGUUGAGAGAUGAGCUAGCAGCUCUGUCUAAGGAGUUAGGCUUCGCCGAAUUUGCGCCUCAAGAGGCUAGCGAGGACGAGGCUGUAGAGGAGAGUGAAGAGGUAGCCGAGGAGGAUGAAGAUGACGAAGAUGAUGAGGAAGUAGCGGAAAAGGCCCCCGUCAGCCGCAAGAUGGGAAAUAUGACUUUUGAACCCCGCGCCGACUGGCAUGCCUACAAACUUGCGAAGCUGCCCUCUCCCAUCACUGACGACGUCGGUCCUUUUUUCCCCGCUAUCCAAGCUCUCAAGCAACACGCUCAAUCUUUUCUGGAAAGAGAUGCGGAUAAAUAUCGAACAAGUGUUUUUGCCUCGGCUUCACACAAGUUCUUAUCUACCAUCAUGGCCUCUGGUACCUUGACUGAUAAAGUCUCUGCACUUACUCUUGCUAUCCAAGAGUCUCCUGUGCACAACCUCCGCGCGUUUGAUGGCCUCAUGAACCUGGCUUCUAAAAAGAGUAGAGGCCAAGCUAUUGGUGCCAUUGGCGCCCUGAUCGAUUUGCUAGGCCCUGGCACUCUUCUACCCGCCGACAGACGUCUCCGCACUUUCCAAACUCAGCCGGGCCUGCUCGGCACGCUCCAGAAGCACUCCAUUAAGGCCUGGGCCCCGAACCAACCACUCCCCGGAAAGAUCAAUGAAGAGCAUCUGAUUUCAUGGAUCUUCGAAGACUGGCUGAAGGCCACAUACUUCAAGAUUAUCCAGCUGUUGGAGGGCUGGUGCUCUGACGAGAUUGAGUACUCACGCAUCAAGGCAGUGGACUUCGUCUAUGCCCUAUUGAAAGAGAAACCUGAACAAGAGUCCAAUCUCCUGACGCUACUUGUCAACAAGCUUGGCGACAGGGAAAAGAAGAUUGCUUCUCGUGUUUCGUAUCUUCUCCUGCAGCUGCAAAAUUCCCACCCCGGCAUGAAGCCUGUAAUUGUUCGCGCCGUGGAGCAAGAAAUCCUACUACACCCUUCCCAGGACUCCCGAUCCAAGUACUACGCCAUCAACACCCUAAAUCAGACUAUCCUGAGCAGUAAAGAGCCCGCAGUUGCCGAGUCACUUGUUCGCAUAUACUUUGAGCUCUUUGUCGCAAUGUUAAAAUCGGGAAGUUUGGGUAUCCCGUUGCAAAAUGAAACCGAAGCCCAGGAUGGCGAGGAGAAGAAGAAAGAAGCUCGACCUGGCAAGCCUGGAGGCCGGCCUCCUAGAAAGGGCGGAAGACCAGCCAAAGUGAUGCCAGCGGUUCCGGAGGCAGAGGCUGCUGAUAAGCUAGUCUCUGCCUUAUUGACUGGUGUCAACCGCGCGGCACCCUUCGUUGGUACAAAUGACGGAAUUUUGGAAAACCAUGUGGACACGCUCUUUAGAAUUGCCCACUCUGCCAAUUUCAACACCGGGAUGCAGGCGUUAUUGUUGAUUCAGCACUUGUCCCUCGCAAGAAGCAUAGCCACCGACCGCUUCUAUCGCACACUUUACGAGUCUCUCUUGGAUCCUCGCCUUGUCACGUCCUCGAAGCAAGCUCUGUAUCUCAACCUUUUGCUUCGGUCCCUGAAGAACGAUGUUGAUGUGCGCCGCGUAAAAGCAUUUGCCAAGAGGAUGCUACAAAUCGCUGUUCUGCAUCAGCCACCGUUUGUGUGUGGGCUGCUCUAUGUCAUUGGCCAUCUCCGCCAAACAUUCCCUGACCUGUCCACACUCAUUGAGCAGCCUGAAGAAUCGGUCUUCGACGAUGAUGAGGAUGAUAUCCAGCGCCCGGCUUACGAUGGCAGGAAGCGAAACCCGGAACAUAGUAACGCCCAGAGAAGCUGCUUGUGGGAGAUGAUUCCGAUGCUGACGCAUUAUCAUCCAUCUGUCACCGUUUUUGCGAAUGGACUUCUGGACAAGGCUGCUAAGAUGAAAAAGCCCGAUCUCGACAGCCACUCUCUCAUUCGAUUUCUCGACAAGUUUGUUUACCGCAAUGCCAAAUCGACAGACGGUGCCAAGGGUGUGUCUAUCAUGCAGCCGCUCAGAGCCACGAAAGACGCUGGUGAUAUUUGGCUGGGCAGUCGUGGUGCUGGUGCAGCCGGCACUCAAGUUAACUCCGCAGCAUUCUGGAACAAGAAGGCUGAAGAUGUCGCUGCUGAAGAUGUCUUCUUCCACGAGUACUUCCAGAAUAUUGGCAAACAACCCAAAGACAAGAAGAAGAAGGCUGCUGCUGGAGCUCAGCAAGCCGAUGAAGAAGAGGAAGAAGCUGGUGAAGAUGAAGUCUGGAAAGCACUGGUGGACGCUCAGCCUGAUAUUGAUGCCGAUGGUUCCGAUGUGGACGAAGGCUUUGAUGACUUUGAUGAGGAAGAAAUGGCUUCUCUUGACGGAUCAUCACCGGCCUUGUCUCUGGAUGAUGAUGAGUCGGACGGUGGCGUUUCCAUUGAAGGCGACGAAGACGGGUCAGACGGUCUUGUAGAGUUCAACGACGAAAACAGUGAGGAGGAAGAAGACAGCAGGAGGGAAGACAACAAGAAGAAGUCGGCGAGACGCAAGAUGAUCAAGGGCUUGCCUACGUUUGCUUCGGUGGAUGAUUAUGCAGAGCUCUUGGCAAAUGAGGAGGAGGAUAUUUAG
This is a messenger RNA of Akanthomyces muscarius, 2937 nucleotides long. RefSeq lists its product as uncharacterized. The transcript is spliced from 3 exons. The coding region runs from base 1 to 2937 and encodes 978 amino acids. Lineage: Eukaryota; Fungi; Ascomycota; Sordariomycetes; Hypocreales; Cordycipitaceae. Gene Ontology annotation, cellular component: nucleus. The record is from RefSeq and is a predicted model, not a curated record.